AUGAAAUCCACGGAAGAAGAGUGUUGUGAAUUCGAGAUGAUGCAGAAAGAUGUUCAUGCCACUUUUCUUGAGUUGAUGUACUAUUUGCUCCCAUCUCCGUACGAGACCCAAGAGAUCAAUCAUCUCACCCUCGCUUACUUUGUCAUCUCUGGACUUGACAUUCUCAACUCUCUUCACUCCGUUGCAAAGGAUGCUGUUGUCAGUUGGGUUUUAUCUUUCCAAGCUCAACCUGGUGCCAAGGCUGAUCUAAAUGAUGGACAGUUCUAUGGCUUUCAUGGGUCCAAAACUUCACAGUUUCCUCCAGAUGAAAAUGGGGUUUUGAUUCACAACAACAGUCACUUGGCCAGUACUUAUUGUGCCAUUGCCAUAUUGAAAAUUGUUGGCUGUGAAUUAUCCAACCUUGAUUCUGAGUCAAUUGUAUCUUCCAUGAGGAACCUUCAACAGACUGAUGGAAGUUUCAUUCCUAUUCAUACUGGAGGAGAAACAGAUCUUAGGUUUGUAUAUUGUGCAGCUGCCAUCUGUUUCAUGCUGAACAACUGGAGUGGCAUUGACAAGGAGAAAGCCAAGGCUUACAUAUUACGCUGCCAGUCAUAUGAUGGUGGCUUUGGAUUAGUUCCUGGUGCAGAAUCUCAUGGAGGUGCUACUUAUUGUGCUAUUGCAUCUCUUCGUUUAAUGGGACUCAUUGAAGAUAAUAUUCUCUCAACUUCUGUUUCGUCAUCUUUGAUAGAUGUGCCAUUACUGCUGGAGUGGAUCUUGCAGAGGCAGGGAACUGAUGGUGGAUUUCAGGGUAGACCAAAUAAAUCUAGUGAUACAUGCUAUGCAUUUUGGAUUGGAGCCGUUUUAAGGAUUCUAGGGGGCAGCAACUUUAUUGACCAAAAAGCUCUACGUGGAUUUUUGCUGUCUUGUCAAUACAAGUAUGGUGGUUUCAGCAAAUUCCCAAGGGAGGAUCCAGACUUGUACCACUCCUUCUAUGGAUUUACUGCAUUCAGCUUAUUGGAAGAAUCUGGCUUGAAAUCACUUUGUUCUCAACUGGGGAUCACUCAGAAUGCUGCAAUGGGACUCUAG
Sphenostylis stenocarpa is the source of this 1065-nucleotide messenger RNA. The record is from the annotation of a GenBank genome assembly. Lineage: Eukaryota; Viridiplantae; Streptophyta; Magnoliopsida; Fabales; Fabaceae.